This is a messenger RNA of Zophobas morio, 2555 nucleotides long. RefSeq lists its product as uncharacterized. Lineage: Eukaryota; Metazoa; Arthropoda; Insecta; Coleoptera; Tenebrionidae. Gene Ontology annotation, biological process: male courtship behavior; sensory perception of taste; chemosensory behavior. The coding region runs from base 1 to 2436 and encodes 811 amino acids. Gene Ontology annotation, cellular component: axon; neuronal cell body; membrane. The transcript has 6 exons. The record is from RefSeq and is a predicted model, not a curated record.
AUGUCACCCAACGACUGUGCAGUGUGUGCUUUAAGCCCUAUUCUCUUCUUCACUUGUAAUUUCAUCAAUUUCUCGCAAUUCUCGUGUCCUCAUUCGAAAUAUCCAAGCACCGAACACCUCCGAAUCAACAAAAGCAAACUCGUGGUACCCCUAACAGAGUGCCUUCUUCUCGUUUUCGCAAUUUACAACAACCUCAAGCACUUCUCUUCGUACCAACACAAAGAAAGACUCAUCACCCUAAAUGAAACCGUCAUGCUAGUGUUCGUUUUGUUCCUAUUGCUAUUUUUAAUGACUUCCUCUAGGGAAUCAGUCCUCCACUUCAACGGCCUCAUUUCGAUAAAAAACAACCGGUACUACUACGGAACUGCGGCAAUUUUAGGGACCAAAACUGUGAAGAAGUACUUCAAAACGUACUUACUUUGCGCUUUCUACAACGCGGGCCUCCAAGUAAUUUUUUUCCUGGUGUCGUUUGCAAGUCUCGGUACUAACACUUUCGAGUGGGUCCUCAAAGUACUGUCGUGCGAAAUCUGUAUCUCUGUCCCCAUCAUCGUCGUCUUCAAAUUCAUCGCGCUGUUAAAACUGUACAAGAAUUUCCUCCGAGCUAAUAACGACUCUUUAAUUAAAUUGCUGACGAAAAAGAAAAAAUGUUUCUCUUAUCGAAUCAAGUUGCUGAGGCGGAUGUACCACUGUGUCAUGGUUAAUUUUAACGUGAUGGGUCUGUAUUUAAACUUGACGCUUUUAGUACUGGGACUAACGUUAGUGGUUUUGUUGGUUUCUUGUUUUUAUAUUCUUAUUGUGAUUUAUGGGCGCGACUAUGGGUUGGAUUUUUACGAGGGGGCGUUCGUUGUCAUUUCGGUUUUACAGUUCAUUGGGGGGCUGUUUGUUUGCGUGACGGUGGCCGAGCUGGAGAAAAUGAGCGAAGAUAUCCUGUCAUUUCUGUUCAAAUAUCCAAUUAGUAAAUUGACCGCCGCCGAGGCAGCACAGGUGCGUGGAAGUGCUGAUAACCACGCUCACGAUACAGAAACCGGUGCUUCGGGCUUCGGACAUUUUCACCGUGGGGACGCGGCUCCUGGCUUCGAUAUCGGGGACGGUCGUCACCUACGUCUUGGUCGCGCUCCAGUUCCACGCCUCCUGGGCCAACUAGUCAUGUACCCCAGCACCAAACACGUCACCACUAGCCCGGUCUUCGAAAUCAAAAAAGACUCUAUUUGCAUCUGCAAGAUGUUCAAGCCGAUCCUCUACUUAAGCAAGAUGAUGGGUUUCAUGCCCAUUGUGUCCGACCACAAAGACGGCAAGUGCAACUUCCACAAAUCGGUAGGCUGGAUUUGCUUUUCCUUCUUUCUCAUCGCGGUGUUGUCGUUUCAAAUCGGCCACUCGAUCGACUUCUUGCACUUGACUAAAGUCAAGUCCUUGCCCAUUCUUCUGAACAACAUCACCGACGCCAUCUACGGAGUCUACAUCAUCAUUCUGACCGCCCUCAACAUGUACCGCUUCCCCAGGUGGAUCAAAACCUUGAACAAGUUCGCGUCGGUGCUCAAGGAAGGAAUCUUCUGCCAGUCCGCUAUGAAGGUGAUACUCACAGUCGAGUACUACGUUCUAGGAGUGUUGUUCUUGGGGAUCGUGGUUCAAGUGAGUCUUCUGGCGUUCUUGCACUUCUCGCAGAGCUACGAAACCGACUUCGACUACAACUUCUUCAUCAAUAAGCUCCUCCAGAACAUCUCUUUCGUCUUUUACGCUAUAUUCCUGACCAUCAUUUCUGUCUUUAUCGGGAUUUUGGCGUGCUUCGAGAAGCUCACGAUUAGUUGUUUGAAGUAUACUCCUGUGCACCCGAUGAAAGGGAUCAACGAGACUAACAACACCCGCGAUUUCUUCGGUUUGGUUACUUACAAGUUAUGCAAAGAGGAGCAUCCGUGCACGGGACGUUUGGCUAAGCUUCCGCAAGCCGAAGUGGUCGAAUUCUUACGCAUCCUACACGAAGACAUCAGUUUGGUCAUCUACGAAAUCAACGACUGCAUGAACCCGCAGUUCUUGUGCCAUACUGUCGUUGAGUUGACAGUACUGAUCGUCCAGUGGUACGCCGUCAUAGUCUAUAUGGCUUUCACUUUCAAGGCACCUCAAGCUAGUAGCAUCCACGUUGUCAACUGCUUCUUUGUUAUUGUUCAUACGUUGGGGAUUUUUCUUUUCUUAAAGAACGCACAGCAGCUGAAAAAUAUGAUACAAGGUUUAAACAACUUCCUGCUGGAAUAUUCCACGCGGAUUUCUUCACUCGAAGAACACCAACAGGUCAGACUCUUUAUAGAGAAAUUGAAACAACAUCGACCUUUGACGGCCAGCGGCGUCUUCACCAUAGAUUUGGGAAUUGCCGGCCCGAUAUCUGCGAACAUCCUCACCUACGUGCUGGUGGCCCUACAGUUCGAGAUACCGAAAGAAGAUUAAUUUCUCUAAAGCCACUAACGAUGGAUUUCUUGCUUGCACGUUUUCCAGUUUUUUUCCCUGUAAUUACUGCACGUCACGUCGCAUGAGCUUGAACUUCUUGCAGUGUAAAUAAAACUCGU